CACACACGUACUUAUCCUUCUUCUUCCCCUACUCGUUCUUCCGUACUUGCAAUGGCGGCGAAGGUAGGUUUCGACGGAGAAGCAGCAGCGGCGCUGGCGAAGGAGCUCCGAGCCAGCUUCGCAUCUUCCAAGACUCGGAGCUACGAAUGGAGAGUGUCGCAGCUCAACGGCCUCCUCAAGCUCACCACCGAUCACGAGGCCGAGAUCGUCGACGCUCUCAACUCCGACCUCUCCAAGCCUGAAUUCGAGUCCCUAAUCUACGAGAUAUGCAUGGUAAAGAGCUCGUGUAAAUUGGCAAUCAAACAACUCAAGUCAUGGAUGAAGCCAAAGAAGGCUAAACCUUCAAUGACCACUUUCCCUUCGUCAGCUAAAAUAGUGUCUGAGCCUCUUGGUGUUGUACUAGUAAUUUCAGCAUGGAAUUAUCCUUUCUUGUUGUCCCUUGAUCCAGUCGUUGGAGCCAUCGCAGCUGGUAAUGCUGUGGUUCUAAAACCAUCAGAACUUGCUCCUGCCACAUCGUCAUUGCUUGCAAAACUAUUAGGAAAGUAUAUGGAUAGUUCUUCUGUGAGAGUUGUUGAGGGGGCUGUUGCUGAAACAUCUGCCCUAUUGGAGCAGAAGUGGGACAAAAUAUGUUACACAGGCAACGCAAGAGUGGGAAGGAUUGUGAUGGCUAGUGCUGCAAAGCACCUUACACCUGUUCUUUUGGAGCUUGGAGGAAAAUCUCCUGUUGUUGUUGAUUCUGGCAUUAACUUACAAGUCGCAAGUAGGCGGAUAAUUGUAGGAAAGUGGGGGUGUAAUAAUGGACAGGCUUGUAUUUCCCCUGAUUACAUUAUAACAACAAAAGAUUUUGCUUCUAAAUUGGUGGAUGCCAUGAAAAGUGAAUUGGAUAGCUUUUAUGGGAAGAAUCCGCUACAGUCAAAAGAUCUGUCUCGUAUAGUGAAUUAUAAUCACUAUGCUCGCUUGACAAAUCUGUUGGAUGAGGAUAAGGUUUCUGGGAAGGUCAUCCAUGGAGGUGAAAGGGACACGAGCAACUUGAGGAUAGCUCCCACCAUCUUACUCGAUGUCCCACAAGACUCCCUGAUGAUGCAGGAGGAGAUCUUUGGUCCCUUGCUACCUAUUAUCGCGGUUGACAAGAUAGAAGACAGCUUUGAUUUGAUAAACUCAGGAACAAAGCCGCUUGCUGCAUAUUUGUUUACCAACAGCCAGAAGCUGAAGGAUCAGUUUGUAAGGAAUAUCUCUGCAGGAGGUAUGGUUAUCAAUGACACUACCAUUCAUCUCGCUGUUCCCUCCUUGCCAUUUGGAGGAGUUGGGGAAAGUGGAAUGGGUGCAUACCAUGGGAAAUUCUCUUUUGAAGCCUUCAGCCAUAAGAAAGCAGUUGUUUGUCGAGGUUUUUUGGGAGAUGCUUCUCUGAGGUACCCUCCAUACACGGAGGGGAAGCUAAGUGUUCUAAAGGCUCUGGUCGGUGGUGAUAGUAUAGUGGACAUAAUCCGCUCUCUGUUCUGAUGGUGUGAGGCUU
Messenger RNA from Rosa chinensis, 1513 nucleotides. RefSeq names its product aldehyde dehydrogenase family 3 member H1. Gene Ontology annotation, cellular component: cytoplasm. The record is from RefSeq and is a predicted model, not a curated record. The coding region runs from base 52 to 1500 and encodes 482 amino acids. Gene Ontology annotation, molecular function: aldehyde dehydrogenase (NAD+) activity. NCBI's taxonomy places the organism in Eukaryota, Viridiplantae, Streptophyta, Magnoliopsida, Rosales, Rosaceae. Gene Ontology annotation, biological process: aldehyde metabolic process. The transcript has a single exon.